Molecule: messenger RNA, 1059 nt
Organism: Lindgomyces ingoldianus
Lineage: Eukaryota; Fungi; Ascomycota; Dothideomycetes; Pleosporales; Lindgomycetaceae
Exons: 3
Source: RefSeq, a predicted model, not a curated record
AUGAGGAUACCAACAGUAUCCGUAGGUGUGAGGGCAACGCCGAUUACACCAGAUAAUAGGAGUACUGCUGUUACGAUUGCGACAUGGCUUCUCCUCAUUAUUCUCAUUAUCAUGUUCCUGUCGAGAGAGGCGAUCAAGUUUGUUGUAUUGCGGAAGUUCCAGAUCGAUGACUUGCUCAUAUUACUUGCCACGUUAUUCGCAGUUGGGCUUUCGGUCACAACGCUUGUGCUGGCUUCUAAUGGCCUUGGAGUGUUGCGUCCGCUUACCGUCCGACGCGCUGAUGUGUUUAUGAAGCUGUACUACGCUUCCGACUUUCUCUACAUCUCUUCUCUCUGCUUCGCAAAGCUCUCAUUAGUUUCAUUCUUUUACGGCGUUGGCGUCAAAAAAGUGCACCGGCGAAUCGUUCAAGGACUCGGUGUCUUCAUUAUUACUUGGACAAUCGCGUCCCUAGUUGCUGUCGCGUUUCAAUGCGGACUCCCAAGACCAUGGGAGAUGUUAACACUGCGCUGCUACAACUCGGGCGUAUUCUGGAUCGUCUACUGCAUAAUCGACAUGACCACCGACGUCUCCAUCAUCAUGCUGUCCGUCAACCUAGUCGCCUACCUCCAAGUCAACUUGUCCCGUAAAAUUACCGUUGUCGCAUGUUUCGCGCCUCGUGUCCUCGUCAUCGUUGCUGCGCUCGCUCGUCUCAUUUACCUGUACCCUAUCAACCCGCACAUGAAGCCCGCAUUUAAUCUCUGGAUCCCGGUCAUUUGCACGCAAAUCCAAGUUUGUCUUAGCAUUUCCACGGCCUGCAUUCCUUAUAUGAAACCGUUUUUUGAGGGUGUGGAAGCCGGAGUUUGGAGAGCUGAUGAUUUACGCAGAAAAGGAAUGAUGGUGGAUGAGCUGUACGCGUACAGGUCUGCGGGUGGGUCCUUGGGAACCAAGGGUCACGGCCACAGCAAGGGCAAGGAGAUUUACUCGAUGGACUCGACCAUCAGAGCAACAAGUUAUAAAUAUGGAAGGAGUACGGAUGUCUCGCCUCAGAUCCCCACUCCGGUGCCGCUGAGUCCGUUGACG